Messenger RNA from Galleria mellonella (greater wax moth), 1272 nucleotides. RefSeq names its product methyltransferase-like protein 22. Gene Ontology annotation, cellular component: nucleus. Gene Ontology annotation, molecular function: protein methyltransferase activity. Gene Ontology annotation, biological process: protein methylation. The transcript is spliced from 7 exons. NCBI's taxonomy places the organism in Eukaryota, Metazoa, Arthropoda, Insecta, Lepidoptera, Pyralidae. The coding region runs from base 391 to 1239 and encodes 282 amino acids. The record is from RefSeq and is a predicted model, not a curated record.
UCUUGCUUAUUGUUUGAAAGAUGCCGAUAAUUAUACAAAAUUGUUAUAAUUUUAAUUAAUAUAAUGAUAAAGUAAUAUCAUGUUACGUUUAUGUGCACAUUCCUCAAAAAAUGAAAAAUCUAUUAACAGUUUAAUGUAAUUGGAUAAUAGUUUAAUCACUAAAAAUUAAACCAUGAAGAAUAAAUGACACAAUAGUUGUGUAUUUAAAAAGUAAUUGUUUCACUGUUUAAAUCUUAGUUUAAACUUUUGAAAUAAAUUGUACAAAUAUUAAUAAAACUACAUCUUCUAAUGCAACAGACAAGGCCUUCUCCAUUUGUGACUUCAUGCUAUGGAUAGUUAACACCAUUAGUUAUUGAACCAGUCUUAAUAUUACACAAAUAAAUAUUAAAGAUGCCAGAUCUUACUGUUUCAUCUGAAAUUUAUGAGGAGUAUGAUUAUCAAACUAAAAUAUCUCCAACUAAUAAAGGAAAUGUUAUCUCAGAGUUUCCAUUUCUCUUAGUCAACCAUAGGAAUGAUGUUAAAUUUGAUGAAGAUAAUGAUCUGGAUGUGGAUAGACCGAAAAAAGAAGUUAUAAAAAUAGAGCAUAGUGCUAAAACAAAAUUAGCCCUGGUAGGGCUACAAGUAUGGAGAGGUGCGUUUUUACUCGGCGAUUUACUUAUUCACCUGGGUAUAAAGGGAGAGCUGACAGGCAAGUCAGUUUUAGAACUUGGCGCUGGCACUGGCAUUAGUAGUUUUGUUACUGCUUUGUAUGCAAAGAACGUGGUAUGCACAGAUAUUAAUGUAGGAGGUAUCUUAGAACUUAUAAAGCUAAAUGCAAAUUAUAACUCCAAACUUAUAAAGUCUCAAUUUAAAGUAAUGCCAUUGGAUUUUAUGGAUACUAAUUGGAAUCAAGAAUUAUCAAAUGAAAUAAAAGAUGCUGAUAUUAUAAUUGCUGCAGAUGUUAUCUACGACGACGACGUUACAGCAGGAUUCAUAAGAACCAUAGAAAAAAUAAUGAAUACCAAUCCGCCUAAAACCUUGUAUGUAGCGCUGGAGAAACGCUACGUAUUCACGAUAGAGCAUAUGGACUCGGUCGCACCGUGCUACGAAACAUUCCUUACAUUACUACAUAAAGACAUAACGGGCACCGCAAGUUCUACGUGGUCAGUGGAACAGUUACCUUUAGAUUUUCCAAAGUAUUUUACGUAUGAUCGCGUAAAAGAAUUAGUUGUGUGGAAAAUGACGUCUAGGCCUAAUUAAUGACUGUGAUAUUAAAUAUUAGUUUUUCUUGCA